This is a messenger RNA of Teleopsis dalmanni, 1099 nucleotides long. RefSeq names its product lymphokine-activated killer T-cell-originated protein kinase. Gene Ontology annotation, molecular function: protein kinase activity; ATP binding. Gene Ontology annotation, biological process: protein phosphorylation. Bases 103 to 1086 code for a protein of 327 amino acids. Lineage: Eukaryota; Metazoa; Arthropoda; Insecta; Diptera; Diopsidae. The record is from RefSeq and is a predicted model, not a curated record. The transcript is spliced from 4 exons.
AGUAGCCAUAUUACGUUACAUUUGUUCUCAAUGACUUGUCGAAUUAUAUGCGAUAAAGAAUACGUGUAAAAGGACUGUUCUAUUUUUUCAGAAAGUACAAAAAUGAAUACUCCUGUUCGUGGCAUACACAAAAAUUUGCAAGAAAUUAAAAUCCCGGCUUCGCCAUUUAUGAAAAAUUUAGGUUAUGGAACUGGCGUAUCAGUUUUCCGUUUGGAAAGAUCGCCAAAAGGAAACCAGGCACAGUCACCAUGGGCUAUAAAACGCGUAUCACAUAAAAGUCGCGCACAAGGGGGAAUAGUCUUUGAUGAACGUUUAAAGGAAGAAGCGGAAAUAUUGCGGCAACUUUCACAUCCAAAUAUUGUGGGUUUUCGUGGUGUUACAAAAGCAAACGAUGGCGUAAACUCUCUAGCAUUGGAAUGUUGCAGUACCUCUUUGGGUAACAUCUUAGAAGAAAGGUUUGAAGAGAAUGCAGGGUCUUUGCCGGUCAAAGAUGCACUGAAAAUGAUAACUGAUAUAGCGAAUGCACUUAACUAUUUGCACACAGAAGCACGGCUUUUACAUGGAGAUAUUAAAUCUUAUAAUAUUCUGGUCAAAGGUGACUUUGAAAUAUGCAAACUUUGUGAUUUUGGUGUAACUAUACCACUAGAUGAAAAUGGUGUUGUUAACUUUGCCAAAAAUCCCAAGCAUCAAUAUGUUGGUACUGAUAUUUGGUCUGCACCUGAAGUAUUAAACGAUGAGGAUAUUAUUGACUGUAAAGCUGACAUUUUUAGUUUUGGACUAGUUAUAUAUGAGACAAUUGCAUUGGUGCCACCACAUUGUGCUGGUAUUGAUGGUGAUGAAAAUAUUGAACCGAAUACUUCACAAGAUUUAUCUAAUGAAUCUGCAAAUGCCUCGACGGCUAUUGUAAAUAUGUAUGGCACAAGACCUCCACUACCUCAAGCUUUCGAGUUGAGUGGCGAAUAUAAUUUUAUUGUAGAAUUGUUUUAUUUUUGCACAAAUGAAUUAGCAGAAGAUAGACCAGAUGCAAAAACAAUUGUGGAAAUAAUGAAAAACAUUAAACCAAAUAAGGACGUAAAAGUAAAUUAAUACAAAUUUAAAG